Molecule: messenger RNA, 1047 nt
Organism: Colletotrichum chrysophilum
Lineage: Eukaryota; Fungi; Ascomycota; Sordariomycetes; Glomerellales; Glomerellaceae
Exons: 1
Coding region: 1-1047 (348 amino acids)
Molecular function (GO): monooxygenase activity; oxidoreductase activity, acting on paired donors, with incorporation or reduction of molecular oxygen; heme binding
Source: RefSeq, a predicted model, not a curated record
AUGUUGCAAAUCGUAGGCCGUAACGAUGCCCGUGUCUUUCUCAGCACUGAAGUCAGUCAAAACGAUGACUGGAUCCGCUAUUCUACGGGUUACGUACUAUCCACCUUCGACUGCAUCCGUAAGAUCAAGCAAUGGCACCCAAUGCUGCGGCCAAUGGUUUACUGGUUCCUACCCGAAAGAAAAGAGAUCAAUUCGCAAUGGGCCUGCGCCAAGAAACAUGUCAAGAAGGCCAUGGAAGCCCGCCAGCACAAGGGCGACAGCCUCGAGAAUCCACCUUCCAUGCUGGACCUUCUUAGCUCUGGCAAAAACAGCCAUCUUGCCACGAGAAUGGAUGACCAAGUCCUCUACCAAAUGACACUGAUAGCGGUUGGGACGGUCACAACUCAUGCAUCCAUUGUCCAGGCCGUCUAUGACCUGGCCACCUAUCCCGAAUACAUUCCGAUUCUGAGAGAAGAGAUUCAGUCGGUGUCUCGAGAUCAUGAUGGGUUCUUCACGAAAGAUGCUGUUAUGGCGUUGAAGAAGUUGGACAGUUUCAUGAAAGAAAGUCAAAGACUAUCUGCAGGUGAUCUGAGUAAUGACUUCCUGUCGCGUCAUGUGAUGAACGUAGUAGCUGAUACGCUGUUCCUAGGCACAUUUCAGCGAGAAGCUACGGCAGAUCUUACACUUCCAGACGGAACCUUUAUACCUAAGGGCACGAAAAUCGAAGUAAACACAGCAUCCAUACAUGUUGACGAGGCCUACUACCCCGACCCUCAGAGGUUUGAUGGACUGCGAUACUAUAGGCUACGUCAGAGACCGGGCGACGAGAACAAGCACAUGUAUUACAGUGUUGGAAAGAACGACCUAUCGUUCGGCUUUGGAAGACAUGCUUGCCCUGGUAGGUAUCUGGGACACCUCAACAUCAAGCUAGUGAUGGCAGAACUGUUGAUGGAGUACGAUGUUCAGACUACUUUGAAAAGUGGCCGGCCGAAGAAUGUCGAGUUUGAGGCACUUGUGGCCCCUGAUCCGGACUUUGAAAUUCUUCUCAAAAGUCGACGUCAUAGCUAG